AUGGAUGUGGAUGAGUCCUCUGUGUCCCAGGUAUCACUAGAUGAUCUAUACCUUGGGCCAGAUGAUGACAUAGGAUAUGAUUCUGCGUCAUCCAGAUCACUGGAUGUCUUGGCUGCAAUAACCAAUCAAUCACCUCUGGCUCAAGUUGAUCAUCCAGGUUCUCCCAUCAAUCCAGACUUGUAUCUCAGGCAUGAGGAUGAUAUCAUCAAUGUUGAUGAGUUGCUGGAUUCUGCUGAUCCUAAGAUUGAUGCUCUGGCUGCAUCAGAAGUGUUUAUGUCAUUGCAAUCUGUUCAAGAUCAACUUGGUGAUUACAAACACUGUACUGGGGAUCUUCUUGAUCCUUCCAUUCCACUGCUACUUGAGGCCAAGUGA
This is a messenger RNA of Suillus subaureus, 372 nucleotides long. RefSeq lists its product as uncharacterized. The transcript has 4 exons. Bases 1 to 372 code for a protein of 123 amino acids. NCBI's taxonomy places the organism in Eukaryota, Fungi, Basidiomycota, Agaricomycetes, Boletales, Suillaceae. The record is from RefSeq and is a predicted model, not a curated record.